UAGGUAGAGUUUUGAGGACUUUGACUUGAUAUUUUAUUUAGAUUUGGUUGAGCUUAAGAUGGUCACGAGGAUCCAUUUGAUUAAGAGCACACAGUUGUUUGGUAUGCAUCCUCUCUGAGGACAGAAAUACAGACAGAGAGACAGAGAGAGAGAGAGAAAGAGAGAGAGAGGGGACGAGUGUUAGACCUCUGAUAUGGAGGCAUGAGGGCCAGUUGGCAUCUGAACCGAUCGGGCUGUUUGUGAUUGGCUGUGAUGUCAUCGUUGACAUUCGUGGUGCUCCUGCUCCUCGGGUUAAAGGUCAUUGACACGACCACGGACACAUGGACGCACUGUACAGGUCUGCCCCCUCUGGAUCUUCUGUCUUUUGUCCUCGAGAGGGACACCUCCAAGCUCAUGCCAGGGGUGCACAUGAGGCAGGCUGGAGGGGUUAGGGGUGUACGUUUCUCCAGCCCUCACCCUUCUCUGAGCUUCCCCUCCUCCCAGCUCCUGGUGAACUGUGACUUCUUCCCCCAGGAGUUCUCCAUUGUUGUGACUCUAAAGAUCAAUCACAAUGCACACAAGAGAAAUGAAUACAUCUUCUCUGUGCUGGAGGAACGGAAAGAAGAGAACGGAACUGUGGAGGAAGAGAAGGAUGAAGGGACUCAUUUAGAGAGGGAUAUUAACGGAGAGGAGCAGGUUGGAGAGAGGGAGGAGCACACGCAGGUCAAGAGAGACGGGGGCGGAGGACGGGUCGUCCUGGGGCUGCGGCUCUCGAGAAACCGUCUGCACUUGGUCUUCAAACGUCACGGGGGGUUCGUACAGCACUGGGUCUUCCGAGGCAUUCGCCUGGUUGAUAACCAAUGGCACACGCUGGUUUUAACUAUUAGUGGCCGUCACGCCAGGCUCACGGUGGAUUGCAGCUCACCAUUGGAAAUGGUUCCUUCCAGGUCUUUUCCCUCUGACCUCAACAUUCAGGGAUCGAGGUUUCACAUUGGCAGUCGGGGAAGAUGGAAAGGCCUGUUUUCAGGUCUACUGCGACAGCUGGUUCUGGUACCCGGAUCUGAUGCUGAAAGUCAGAUUUGCCCCUCUUCAUACCCCACACUAACGGCUCUGUCAGUACCACCACUUCUGUUGGAUCUGCCUGUCAUGGAGAAGGAGGCUGACAGCUAUCUGCCCUCCAAUGAUGGAGCGGUUCGAGUAUCAGUGGGGUUGGAACGCCUGUGUUCAAACUCGCUACAAGGCCAGCUGUGGUUCAAUCCGCUCAGGAAAGGCCUCUACCUCUGCGACGGCACAGGAUGGGUUCCCGUGUUAGAGGAGCAUAAACGACUGGACUAUGUCUUAGAACAUCAGGUCCUCACCACCAGCUCAGAGACGUAUGACGUCGAGGUGUUCCAGGUACCCGACAUGGGUCUGAUGGCUGCUAUGGCACACCGUUCCACAGCCUCUGGGUCCGCUGUGUACUUAUGGAAACACACCGGCUUCCAGCUCUACCAGAAUAUCAGCACCUAUGGGGCCCUGUCGUGGAGACACUUCAGCAUGGGAAACAAGACAUUUCUUGUGGUGUCGAACUCCGGGGGAGGGCCAGAGGAGCACCCCGGGAAAGAGUCAGAGACAGAGAUUUCUGUGAUAUACAAAUGGAGCAAAAGAAGAAAAAAGUUUGUGCGGUACCAGACCCUGCAGACCCACUGUGCACGGGACUGGGAGGCCUUCCACAUCAAUCAAAACACCUAUCUUGUCGUGGCCAAUCACCGACAAGGCAACAAUAAUCACACCAUAAAUAGUGUGGUGUACAAGUGGAACAGGCUAACAAAGUCUUUUGAGGUUCACCAGAUGCUGCAGACCUCAGGCGCCUACGACUGGGAGUUCUUCACUGUCGGACCGUACCAUUUCCUGGUGGUUGCGAACGCUUUUGAUGGAGUCACCACUCACGUAGACUCUGUCAUCUACGUCUGGGUCAACGGAAGCUUUGAAGUGUUUCAGACAAUUAAGACCUUCUGUGCAACAGACUGGGAGAUGUUCCAGAUUGGCAGCAGAGUUUUCUUGGUGGUUGCCAAUGGACACAGGCUCCAUGGUAACGGGCCCAGUCGAUACGCCAUCAACUCCACUAUCUAUGAAUUGGACUUGAACGGACAGCUGUUUGUCCGCUUCCAGGAUAUUGUCACCUACAGUGCCGUGGACUGGGAGUUUUUCACCCUGGGGGAGGAGAAUUUCCUGAUUGUUGCCAACUCCUUUGAUGGGGACUCCUACUCUCUCAACAGCAUACUCUACAGGUGGCAGGGAUAUGAAGGCUUCGUUCCUGUCCACUGGCUGCCAACCAUCGGGUGCAGUGACUGGGAGUUUUUCAGCUCCAAAGGAGACUCUUACCUGAUCUACUCGAGCGCCAGAGCUCCUCUCUCCAAAGUGUUCAAGCUGAAAACUCACUAGGCCGAGAAGAGAGCGAAC
This is a messenger RNA of Myripristis murdjan (pinecone soldierfish), 2421 nucleotides long. RefSeq names its product thrombospondin-type laminin G domain and EAR repeat-containing protein-like. Gene Ontology annotation, biological process: signal transduction. The record is from RefSeq and is a predicted model, not a curated record. The transcript is spliced from 13 exons. The coding region runs from base 253 to 2403 and encodes 716 amino acids. Lineage: Eukaryota; Metazoa; Chordata; Actinopteri; Holocentriformes; Holocentridae.